AUGGCAUGGUCUCUAGGCGACCAAGUUCGCACCAUCGAGAAAUUGGCAGUGAUUUUCGGUGAGGCGAAAAAUCUGCCACCGAAAGGGAGCUGCAAUGCCGAUUCCGGGAGGGACGUGUACUGCUCCCUCAGACUCGAUCAGGAAGAAAUUUACCGGACAUCCGUUUUCGAGAAAACUCUCAACCCAUUCAUCGCCGAACAGUUCCGGUGUGAUAUACCGAGAGACUUCCACCUACUGAAUAUUUACGUCAACGAGCGCGAGAAGGUAUCCAACAAGGACAAGGUCAUCGGGCGCGUCAGCUUGAGCAGAGGAGACAUCCUCAAAUUCCACGCCAAAGAACAUUGGUUCAAUAUCGAGCCGGUGGACGCGGAUUCCGAAGUUCAAGGCAAGAUUCAUUUGUUCCUGGCACUCCAACACUUUCAGAACGGACUCCAAUUGUCCUCGAUACAUCCGCUGUCCGAAGAGGAGCUCUUCCGGUCGGGAGCGGAAACUCGAUUAGUGCUCAGGAUAGCUGAGUGUUGCGAUCUUAAUACGAUCCGAGGCUAUUGCGAUCCAUAUGCGGUUGUCGCGCUGUACAGAGACAAUGUCAAAGUCGAUCAGAAGAGAACGAAGGCUCUAAGAAAAACUUCACGACCCUCAUUCGAGGAAACGUUCGACUUUUUCCUGCCAAGAGAUUGGGACCGUUUCGAGGUUAAGGUAUCGCUUUAUCAUGAUGUACAGUUGGGAUCGAGCGUUUUUCUUGGAGAAGUCCGGCUGGGCUGCUCCGCAGCGGAGCUCCGACAGCAAGAGCCAGUGUCCGCCUGGUAUUAUCUGGGACCUCGAGAGGAGUUCUCCAAGAAGAACAAUUAUCCCGAGCUAGGGGCUCUUCGCCUUAAACUGCAUUUCACGUCAGACACCGUCUUCCCGUCUUCGACGUACGAUCAGCUGAGGCAGUUGAUCGUUUCCAGUUGGCAAGUGCAGCCCAUCACAUGUAGUGCUGCCUACAUCAUAUCUCAACUUGUUCCUGCCGGUGGCAAGGAGGCCAUCACGCCCUUGGUUCGCGUCCUGUCAGAAACGAAGCAGAUCGUGAAGUUUCUGCGGGCGGUCGCUGAACACGAAAUGAGUAACACGAGCGACGCCACUACGUUGUUCCGAGGCAAUUCAUUGCUUUCCCGCUGCGUUGACGAGUUCAUGAAGUUCGUCGGCAUGCAGUACUUGCAGAGUACUCUUCGUUCGUUGAUCGAUCGAGUGCUGUCCGAGCGAAAGCCGUGUGAAAUCGACCCCACGAAACUCAGCGAUGAGGCCAAACAGCUUCCGAUCAACACGCAAAAUCUCAAAUCGUACGCGGACGAAGCCUUCGAAGCUAUCACCAAAAGUGCGGCCGAAUGCCCUCCGAUCCUUCGUGAACUCUUCAAUGCACUCAAACGACUAGCCGCGAAACGCUUCCCCAAGAACUCGCGCACCCAGUACUCAGUUGUUUCGGUUUUUGUAUUCCUUCGGUUUUUCGCGGCUGCCAUUCUCAAUCCAAAGCUAUUCGAUCUUUGUCCUCCUCAACGCAGUGUUGACCCUCAAGCGAAUCGAACCCUAACGCUAAUAUCGAAGGUUGUCCAGAGCGUCGGCAACCUGACGUCGAAAAACGUUGAAGCUUCGCGAGCUCGCGUCGGCGAACGCCAGAACUUCGUGCCCUACAAGGAGGAGUACAUGUGGCGCUUCUAUUCACAAUUUCUCAACGAGAGUCACCCACAGAAAGUGACGUCGUUCCUCGAGAUGAUCUCGUCAAAUCUCAAAACGAUAUCCGCCCUCCCGCGGGAAUCCAAUAACUCCUCGCCGCCGGUUGUCCUCAAGCAGGGCAGCUUGACGAAACGAGCGCAGAAUAGGAACAAGCUCGGACUGAAGCAAUUCAAGAAGCGGUAUUUUUUCUUAACGUCAAAAGCUUUAUGCUAUUCGAAAAACAAAGACGGGAAUCCUCUAUGUGAAAUUCCUCUCGACGAAGUGCUCGGAGUGGAGAGGCUUCGCGAGGAGUCUUUCCGACUGAAUAAUGUCCUUCAGAUCGUCCAGCCUUCCGGCAUAUUGUACAUUCAAUGCAACAAUUGCGUAGAGGAGCAGGAAUGGUUAGACCUUCUGAGGCGAUUGACGGCCUCGAACCGGCACAAAGUUCAAGCUUUCCAUCCUGAUGCUUUCAUAAACGGCGAAUGGUUGUGCUGUAGAUCUCGAUUCGAAGGCGAGCGCGGAUGUUCGCCGGUUUCCCGGACCGAGUUAGGAGCCCAAGUGGACCUCGAUCGAGAGCUCGAACGACUCCACUCGUUGGUAAUCUCGAACUGGAACAACUUCGAAGCCCUCACUGAGAACUGCGAUACCAUUCUCAACUCACAGUCGCAGGGAACUUUAGGAGGUCUAAGGGCCUGGCAGGACGACUUCACGCUGAGUACCUCAUUCGAGAGCUCAGUGGCGAGCAACUCCGGGACGUCAACGCUGACGGACACCCUCAACAAUAAUCUGGAGAACGGGGACGUCGCACGGACUCCGACCUAUAUCCAGGAGGAUGUGAAUAAGACAGCGGAUGAGUUGCGAGCGAUGACUGUUUCCGGCAGGAAGACAUCAUUCGAAAUCGACGACGCUCGUUCCAUGAAAGUCGCCCUGAUGGCCUUAGCAAAAUGUGCAAAGGAGUUGGAAAACUGGCAUCGUAGAUAUCGCGAUUAUCAGAAAACCGGGACCGUCAGGGGAACGAAACAAGCACCGAUCAGUUUGGAAGAUAACUAUAUCGUAAUGAAGCCCGUUCUCAGCUCACAAGCAUCUCAUAAACGAUGAUCCGAACGGAAUGAGCCCUCGCCUUCAUUUUCGCUCUCAGUACUCCGACGAGCAGCACCAUUAUCUCAUUAUUCACCAAGUGUAUCAAAUAGGUUCACCCCCUUCAUUUUAAAAUAUGUGAUGGGAAAGACACAAGUUAGGUUUGAUGUAAAAUUCAAAUUAUGUCCACAUUGAAUUAAGGUCGGUAUUGAAGAGGAGAAAUAGGGAAAUCACUGACGAAAGGGAUGAGGUCGGGUGAGAGGCGGUCGGAACUAUUGAGAUAAGGACUGAGUCUCACGACGACGAUGUGCACAAUUAAGAA
Molecule: messenger RNA, 3088 nt
Organism: Galendromus occidentalis (western predatory mite)
Lineage: Eukaryota; Metazoa; Arthropoda; Arachnida; Mesostigmata; Phytoseiidae
Gene: RasGAP1
Product: Ras GTPase activating protein 1
Exons: 10
Coding region: 1-2787 (928 amino acids)
Biological process (GO): regulation of GTPase activity; intracellular signal transduction
Source: RefSeq, a predicted model, not a curated record